GCGCUCGGGGCCGCGCCAGGCCAUGGCCCGCGCGCCGCAGCCCCGGGCGGCUGAGCGGUGCGAGCCCCGGCGCUGCGCGCGGAGCAGAGCAGCCAGCGACUGAGAGUGAAGUCUUUCAAGUUGGGCGUGGAGACCUUGAGAAGCAGCUGACGAAACGCACUGGCCAAGUGUACGUUCUGAUGAUCUCAGCCCCACACACACGGACAGAGGCCUGGCCCUCAGAUCAGAGCAGGCACAGGAACUGAACUGAUUCCAAGACAGAAACAGUCUCCGCCAGUCAAGAAACCCUCCAAAGUACCUUGCCAUGGAUCUAGAAGAUGAAGAAAACCUGAGUUCGAGCAGCACAGAGGCUAAGGACAGCUGCAGUGCCGACCACGGGCCCCCCGGGGACGGCGGCGCUCCGGGGCUGGCCGACGGCUGCCUGCUCCCCAACGGGGGCGGCAGCGUCGUCAGCAGGAAGCGGCCCCUGGACGAGGGCAGCAACGGGCACGCCAAGUUCCGCCUGAAGAAGAGGAGGAGGGCGCCGGGGCCAGCCCUGCCCAAGAACGCGCUGAUGCAGCUGAACGAGAUCAAGCCCGGCCUGCAGUACACGCUGCUGUCCCAGACGGGGCCCGUGCACGCACCGCUCUUCGUCAUGUCUGUCGAGGUGAACGGGCAGGCGUUUGAGGGCUCUGGGCCCACGAAGAAGAAGGCCAAGCUGCACGCAGCCGAGAAGGCUUUGCGGUCGUUUGUCCAGUUCCCCAACGCGUCCGAGGCCCACCUGGCCAUGGGGAGGGGCCUGUCCGCCAACACGGACUUCACGUCUGACCAGGCCGACUUCCCUGACACGCUCUUUAAUGGCUUUGAGACGCCGGACAGGUCGGAAGUGCCAUUUUACAUGGGCUCCAAUGGUGACGACUCCUUCAGCUCCAGCGGGGACCUCAGCUUGUCCGCAUCCCCAGUGCCUGCCAGCCUCGUCCAGCCCCCGCUCCCAGUCCCCCCACCGUUCCCUCUGCCCAGCGGGAAGAACCCCGUGAUGAUCUUGAACGAGCUGCGUCCGGGCCUGAAGUACGACUUCCUCUCGGAGAGCGGGGAGAGCCACGCCAAGAACUUCGUCAUGUCGGUGGUCGUGGAUGGCCAGUUCUUCGAAGGCUCGGGAAGGAACAAAAAGCUUGCCAAGGCCCGGGCCGCGCAGUCUGCCCUGGCCACCAUUUUUAAUUUGCACUUGGAUCAAACGCCGUCUCGCCAGCCUAUCCUCAGCGAGGGCCUCCAGUUACACUUACCCCAGGUGUUAGCUGACGCUGUGGCCCGCCUGGUUCUGGAUAAGUUCGGGGACCUGACGGAUAACUUCUCCUCCCCCCACGCACGCAGGAAGGUUCUUGCUGGAAUCGUCAUGACGACAGGCACCGAUGUUAAAGAUGCCAAGGUGAUAUGUGUUUCCACAGGAACGAAAUGUAUUAACGGCGAGUACAUGAGUGACCGUGGCCUUGCUUUGAAUGACUGCCACGCAGAGAUCAUAUCUCGGAGGUCCUUGCUUAGAUUCCUUUAUACACAGCUUGAGCUUUACCUAAAUAACAAAGACGAUCAAAAAAAGUCCAUCUUCCAGAAGUCUGAGCGGGGAGGCUUUAAGCUGAAGGACAGUGUCCAGUUCCAUCUUUACAUCAGCACCUCUCCCUGUGGGGACGCCAGAAUUUUCUCACCACAUGAACCAAUCCUGGAAGAACCCGCGGACAGGCACCCGAAUCGCAAAGCCCGAGGGCAGCUGCGGACAAAAAUAGAGUCUGGGGAGGGGACCAUCCCGGUGCGCUCGAACGCGAGCAUCCAGACGUGGGACGGCGUGCUGCAGGGGGAGAGGCUGCUCACCAUGUCCUGCAGUGACAAGAUGGCACGGCAUCAGCAACGCAGAAGCGCGGCAGCCGGGGAAGGCACCCAACUUCAGCGUCAACUGGACAGUGGGCGACUCGGCCAUCGAGGUCAUCAACGCCACGACCGGCAAGGACGAGCUGGGCCGAGCGUCGCGCCUGUGUUCCCUCCCACUUACUGCGCUCCAAGAUCACCAAGCCCAACAUGUACCAUGAGUCCAAGCUGGUGGCGAAGGAAUACCAGGCAGCCAAGGCCUGCCUGUUCCGCGCGUUCAUCAAGGCGGGGCUGGGCGCCUGGGUGGAGAAGCCCACUGAGCAGGACCAGUUUGCUCUCACACCCUGACCGUCGGUGGGGACGUGGAGGUGCCUGGUGUCCGGCCGUGUCCCCAGAACCCCCCAUCUGCCCUGGGGACAGCAUGCAGCGGAAGGCGGGGUGGGGUGGCUGGGUCUGGUGCCGACCUCUGGCGCCUCUGCAGCGCCCUCUCCCCGCCCAGUUGCCCAGCGACUGCUUUCCAUCUCAGUUUACGAUAGAAAUUGAGUUCUACUGAGUAGGGCUUCCUUAAGCUUAGGACUUAGCGGUUACUUCGUGUGAAAUUCUUGAAUAAAUAAUUUAUUCAGAGCUAGGAAUGUGGUUUAUAAAAUAAGAAGUAAUUAUGUCAGGUCACUCUUAUGCCACAUUAUUUUAAUUGCAAAAAAAAGCAUUAUAUAUAUAUAUAUAUAUAUAUGCAGGAAAAGAGAAAGUAGAGGUAGGAAGUAGUAGCCUAAAGAGAGUUCCCGCGCCCACAUGUCCCCACACCAGCUGCCCGCAGGCGGCGCCCGGCCUGCGGCCGAGAGGGCCCGCAGCGUCCGGCCACGUCCCUGCAGCCUCAGCUCCUCCAGAAGCUCCUGUGCUCCUCGCAGGAUCACAUCACAGAAAACUUUUCUUGGUUUACUUCUAAUCAACCAGAUGUAAACGUGGCCAUCCCUGUGGGGUUUGAAACAGUGUUUAGCCGUUAGGACGAGCGGUGUGCUUCAGGGCUGCCGCACUGUAACCAGCCUGACCCCGCUCCUUCCUCGGGGCCCAUGGGGCAGGCGGCCAGCCAGAGGGCCUCGUGGGACCGAAGGAGAAUUAAGGUCGUAGAUGUUCAUUUUGAAAAACACCACUUAAGGCAUAUUUUUAAACUAUUCUUUCCAGGUUUAUCAAAGACAUGUUUGAAAAAUAAGUAUUCAGGAUGAUAGCUGGCCACACAGCGGGCCGCACGCAUAGUCGUGGCAGGGACGGGGGUGCUGCUGGCAUCUGUGGGGAGCCAGGGGCUUUGCCCAACACCGUAUGGCACCCAGGAUGGCCCAGGGCAGCUGAGCGAGGGGGUUGGGCAGGUCAAGGCCCGGCGCCCCGACCUGUGCUCGGAGGCCCACGCCAGCCACCCGUGGCUGCCAUCAGGGUCAGAGCGGAGUGGACGGAGGGAGCGCCGCCCCCUGCCCUUGGCCGGCUUGUAGUGCCGGGGGCUCCUGUGGUGCCAGGGGCGGAGACGGGCACUCCCCACCCUGCAGCGGAAUCCAGAGCGUCACCUGUGUGGCAUCGACCUGUGCGCCCGAUGUCCUGCGUCCUUGCUGGCUGAGAACGUGAGGAACAGGAGCAGAGCAUGGAGCCCUGUAGUGGUCAUGUCCAGGGGAGCUGCCGCCCAGGACACACAGGGCCAGAACUGCCCAGGUUCCGGGAUGAGCGUCGCCCACACCGGCCUCUGCCUUGUGUAGGGCGGUUGCUCAUCCUGAGUCCGUCAGAGGGCGGGCUCGGGCCCCUGUUACAGGACAGGGUCUGGGGGUGCUGGGCCCUCCGCAGCGCAGGCUCCCCUGGCCCAGAAGAACAUCCUGAGAGGCCCUGCGUUUUUAUUCUUCUCUCUGAAAGUGGUAUUUUUUCUAAUGGGGGUUGGGAGAUGGACUUAGUUUUUAAAAAAGAUGUGGAUUUUGACGACAAAGCCCAGAGGAAAUACAUUCCAUAGACAUGCACUGUCCCGUGUGUCUGGCCUUCCCUCGCAUCAGGUGAUGGUUGAAGUCAGUGUGAGUCUCCCUCCAGCCCCAGGUGAACGAUGCCCUACUGUGUGCGGUCCCCGUGGCACCCGAGCUGUGCACCUCUCCCGGGCCGGGUUGUGUGACCCUCCAGGGCAGGCCCCAUGCAGGGCUCGGCUCUGAGAGCCCUCAGGCCUGACCCGCGGUUGCCGGGGAGAAAGGUGGGAGGUUGGGGGGUGGGGAGUCAGGAGGCCUGCCGGGCAUCCUCUAGGACAGACAGCCGGAGCCACUCAUCUG
Messenger RNA from Pteronotus mesoamericanus, 4124 nucleotides. It is a transcript of the gene ADARB1, whose product is annotated as adenosine deaminase RNA specific B1. NCBI's taxonomy places the organism in Eukaryota, Metazoa, Chordata, Mammalia, Chiroptera, Mormoopidae. Gene Ontology annotation, cellular component: nucleolus; cytoplasm. Gene Ontology annotation, biological process: RNA processing; adenosine to inosine editing. Gene Ontology annotation, molecular function: double-stranded RNA adenosine deaminase activity; double-stranded RNA binding; tRNA-specific adenosine deaminase activity. The record is from RefSeq and is a predicted model, not a curated record. The coding region runs from base 305 to 2389 and encodes 694 amino acids. The transcript is spliced from 10 exons.